This is a messenger RNA of Knipowitschia caucasica, 3921 nucleotides long. The record is from the annotation of a GenBank genome assembly. Lineage: Eukaryota; Metazoa; Chordata; Actinopteri; Gobiiformes; Gobiidae.
AUGAGAGAUGACAUAGACCUUUCCUUCUGCCGUGACCGGUCAAACGGGAGCCAGGCUUGUUACGUCAUUGACCUGCGCAGCUUUGGAUUUGGAGAAAUUACCAAUAAGUUUAACACCUAUGUGACUCUGAAGGUACAGAAUGUGAAGAGCACCACGAUCACAGUGCGGGGAGACCAGCCAUGUUGGGAGCAGGACUUCAUGUUCGAGAUCAACCGCCUGGACCUCGGGCUCAUUGUGGAGGUGUGGAACAAAGGCCUGAUCUGGGACACUAUGGUGGGCACUGCGUGGAUCCCCCUGAAAAGUGUUCUACAGUCUGAAGAAGAGGGUUUCGGAGACUGGCUCUACCUGGACUCGGAGGUUCUGAUGAAGGCGGAUGAAAUCUAUGGGACUAAGAAUCCAACACCACAUCGGGUUCUUCUGGAUACUCGCUUUGAGCUUCCUUUUGAUAUUCCAGAUGAUGAGGCUCAAUACUGGACAGGAAAGCUCGAACAGAUCAAUACAAUGACAAUUCAUGAUGAGUACCCUCUCCAGGAUGACAUUCAGCACCAGUCCCUCCCGUUUGCUGCCUCUCAGUGUUCGUUAGAUGACCAGGACAGUGCUGUGGAAGACCGGGACAGUGACUAUCGCAGUGAGACCAGCAACAGUUUGCCACCUCGAUACCACACGACCGCUCAGCCCAAUUCCUCCAUGCACCAGUACCCCAUUGGUCUGCGUCCUCCAAACCACCACGACUCCUGCACUGGCUCCGUUCACAGCUUUGAUCUGGACUACAGGGGAAACAGACAACUGCAGGACCUUCAGCCGCAUCUCUUUUGGGUGGAAUUUUACCUGCAUCCUCCUCACCUGCCACGACAUCUGCACCAGCACCACCUAAACCCCAUGACAACAAAGCUAGUUCGAAUCGUACAGACGGAGGUCAAAUAUCAGAGCCGUCCAGUGGAAAGUAGUCGCUUUGGGUCAUCAGGAAAUUUGAGCCAGACCAGCUCCCAGCUUAGUGAAACUGGCCAGAGCACUGGAGGUUCUGAGCUGGAGGAGUCCUUUCACUCCUACCACAGCGUAGGCUUUCAUCCCUCCAAUAGUGGUCCACCUCGCACCAAUGGACAUUUCUCCACCAGCGGACAUGUUAUUAGUGAAAAUGACCUGCGUUCCUCGACAGAUGAAAAGCAAAGUAGCAAUUCAUCAGAGAGAGGCUCAUCCAAGCUUGUGAGGUUCCAUGAUGAUGGGCCACCACUUCCUUUUUCUCCAUCUAGACUUCGUUGGUUAAAGGCUAUCAAUAAAGUUAGAGUUCAAAUCCGUGAGAGUCGUGAGGAUGAACCCAAGUCAAGACAAGCGUGGGUUCAGCCAGGUGUUGAAUCUGGCCUCUAUGGCAUCGAUAGCAUGCCAGAUCUACGCAAAAAGAAGCCGAUCGCACUGGUCAGCGACGUGUCCCUUGUCCAAGCCAGGAAGGCAGGAAUUGCAUCUGCUAUGGCUGCACGGUCAUCGAUUAAAGAUGAGGAACUGAAAAACAAUGUGUACAAGAAGACGCUACAGGCUCUCAUCUAUCCCAUAUCUUUUACAACACCACACAACUUUGAAGUCUGGACGGCUACAACUCCCACAUACUGCUAUGAAUGUGAGGGUCUGCUGUGGGGUAUUGCCCGCCAAGGCAUGAGAUGCUCAGAGUGCGGAGUCAAGUGCCAUGAGAAGUGCCAAGAAUUGUUAAAUGCUGACUGUCUGCAAAGGGCUGCGGAAAAGAGUUCAAAACAUGGAGCUGAAGAUCGGACUCAAAAUAUUAUAAUGGCCAUGAAGGACAGAAUGAAAAUCAGAGAGAGGAACAAGCCAGAGAUAUUUGAACUCAUACGAGAAGUGUUUGUCAUUACCAAAACUCUUCACGCGCAGCAAAUGAAGACCAUUAAACAAAGUGUACUGGAUGGAACGUCCAAGUGGUCUGCUAAAAUCACCAUUACAGUUGUUUGUGCUCAGGGACUUCAAGCUAAGGACAAAACAGGAUCCAGUGACCCAUACGUUACUGUACAAGUUGGAAAAACCAAAAAGAGAACAAAGACCAUCUAUGGCAAUCUCAAUCCCAUUUGGGACGAGAAAUUUCACUUCGAGUGCCACAAUUCUUCAGAUCGAAUCAAAGUGCGGGUGUGGGACGAAGAUGAUGACAUUAAGUCCAGAGUGAAGCAGCGUCUCAAACGGGAAUCUGAUGACUUCCUUGGUCAAAGCAUCAUCGAAGUCCGCACACUCAGCGGAGAAAUGGACGUCUGGUACAACCUAGAGAAGAGAACCGACAAGUCAGCUGUGUCAGGAGCCAUCAGACUCCAAAUUAAUGUGGAAAUCAAGGGAGAGGAGAAAGUUGCUGCGUAUCACAUCCAGUACACCUGUUUGCAUGAGAAUCUGUUUCACUAUUCCACUGAUGUGUUGGGCCAAGGCGUGGUGAGAAUCCCAGAAGCCCGGACAGACGACACGUGGAAAGUUUACUUUGAUGACGUGGCUCAGGAGAUAGUGGAUGAGUUUGCGAUGCGCUAUGGAAUUGAGUCGAUCUACCAGGCCAUGACACAUUUUGCUUGUCUCUCGUCUAAAUACAUGUGCCCUGGAGUCCCUGCUGUGAUGAGCACUCUACUGGCAAACAUCAACGCAUUUUACGCCCACACCACUGCCUCCACCAACGUCUCUGCCUCCGACCGCUUUGCAGCCUCUAAUUUUGGGAAAGAACGAUUUGUGAAGCUCCUGGACCAGUUACACAACUCUUUACGGAUUGAUCUUUCAACAUUUAGGAAUCACUUCCCGGCGAGUGAUAAAGACCGUCUACAGGACUUGAAAUCUACAGUAGAUCUUUUAACAAGCAUCACUUUCUUUAGAAUGAAGGUUCAAGAAUUGCAGUCUCCACCCAGAGCCAGUCAAGUGGUGAGAGAUUGUGUGAAAGCCUGUUUAAACUCAACCUACGACUACAUCUUCAACAACUGCCAUGAACUGUACAACCGUCAGUACCAACCCACGGACCCUAACAAAGAUGAUUUACCUUUGGAAGAGCAAGGACCAAGCAUCAAGAAUCUGGACUUUUGGCCAAAACUCAUCAUGCUGAUUGUGUCCAUCAUUGAAGAGGACAGAAAUGCCUACACGCCUGUUCUAAACCAGUUUCCACAAGAACUGAAUGUGGGGAAAGUUUCUGCUGAAGUGAUGUGGACGCUGUUUGCCCAGGACAUGAUGUAUGCCAUGGAAGAACACGAGAAGCAUCGUCUGUGUAAAAGCACCGACUACAUGAACCUCCACUUCAAAGUCAAGUGGCUCUACAACGAAUACGUCAAAGAGCUCGCAAACUUCAAGGCCGCCGUUCCGGACUACCCUUCAUGGUUCGUCCAGUUUGUGCUGCAGUGGCUGGACGAGAACGAGGACGUGUCUUUGGAGUUCAUGCACGGAGCUCUGGAGAGGGACAAAAAAGAUGGAUUCCAACAGACUUCAGAGCACGCCCUGUUCUCCUGCUCCGUGGUCGACAUAUUCACCCAGCUCAACCAAAGCUUUGAGAUCAUCAAGAAACUGGAGUGUCCGGACCCCAAAGUCAUGGCCCAGUACUGCAGGCGCUUUUCAAAGACUAUUUCCAAAGUGCUGCUGCAGUACAGUGCCCUCCUGACCAAAAGUUUCACCUCUUACAUUGAUAAAGAGAAGAUUCCUUGUGUCCUGAUGAAUAAUGUGCAGCAGUUAAGAAUCCAACUGGAGAAAAUGUUCGAGUCGAUGGGGGCUAAACAGGUUGCGACACAGGAGGCGCUGCGCAACGGUAAAACUCUAAAUUUGAAGUCUGAUGAAAGCGAAGAAGAGGUCAAUGACGAACUCAUUUUAGAAGUUGAGUCGGAUGAAGAAAAGAAUGAUGACACAGUGAAAAAGAUUGAGAUAGCCUUUCAGGAUAAAAAGGGGAUAGAUAAGGAGGGUAUACGUCAGUGA